AUGACUCCUCGACAGCUUCUCCUUGUUUUGCUCAUGGCCAUGGCCUCUUCGACUUUGGCAGGUGGAGCGACGCGCAAUCUCGACAACUCGGAACUACUGGAUGGCGGCACCGAUUGCUGUCCCUGUGAGGCGGGUACGCAUGGAUUCUCAGAGGGUACCGAGCUCUGUCGAGUUGUGGAUUACGACAUGCCGGAUUUCCCCAACUGUAUGCCGGCAGACCUCACCGAUGACUACGAUGACACAUUUGAUGAACAUUGGGAUCCCAACGAACCCGACGCUAGCCUCGGCUGGAAGGACAGCUCUUGUCAUGACGACAGCCAGUAA
This is a messenger RNA of Seminavis robusta, 324 nucleotides long. The record is from the annotation of a GenBank genome assembly. Lineage: Eukaryota; Bacillariophyta; Bacillariophyceae; Naviculales; Naviculaceae.